Aplysia californica (California sea hare) is the source of this 8423-nucleotide messenger RNA. RefSeq names its product fibroblast growth factor receptor 4. Gene Ontology annotation, cellular component: membrane; signaling receptor complex. Gene Ontology annotation, molecular function: fibroblast growth factor receptor activity; ATP binding. Gene Ontology annotation, biological process: positive regulation of cell population proliferation; multicellular organism development; protein phosphorylation. The record is from RefSeq and is a predicted model, not a curated record. Lineage: Eukaryota; Metazoa; Mollusca; Gastropoda; Aplysiida; Aplysiidae.
AUGUUAGACGAGAGACUGGAGAACAAAAAGAGGAUCGGGAACAUAGGCGGGCAAGAAUGGGACGCAGAGAAAAAAGCUCCUUACUUCUUACGGAGUCCUGACCGCGCGCUGCUGGCCCUGGAGGGAGAGUCUGUGAAGCUGCGAUGUAAGGCCUACGGAUACCCCAAGCCUUAUCUAGUCUGGUACAAGAACGGAACACAGAUACACGCACAUGAGAACGAGAGAUUCAAAAUCCGGAAGAACUCACUUGUAAUUUCGCGGGCGGAAAUCGAGGAUUCUGGACGGUACAGUUGUCACGUGUACAACCAGCACGGGCAGGAGUGGGUGCACUUCACCUUGUUUGUCGGCAAGGAGAAGCAGAAGCUCCAGUGGAGUGACCGGAUGAACUUCGUGCGUCUGAAGCUGGGCCAGGCCACCUCGUACGUGCGCCUGGAGUGUCCGGCCAAGGGCACGCCGCGGCCCAACACGCGCUGGCUCAAGAACGGCAUCCCUGUGGAGGAGAUGGACGACGAGCGGCUCACCAAGAAGAGGUGGAGCCUGUCCAUAGCAGACCUGGUGCUCAACGACGCCGGGAACUACACGUGCAUCGUCUCCAACGUGCAUGGUUCGCUCAACUGGACGUACCAGCUGGAGAUUGUCCAUGGGCACAAUUGAUGACAGCAAUCCUGAGGAACUUAUUAUGUACAAUGUCACCAAAGAAGAUGAGGCUAAAUAUACUUGUCUGGUGCAGAAUGCUAUCGGCCCUGCAGCGAGAUCAGCCUAUCUCGUGGUGAUAGAUGAUGAUGACAAAAGGGUUGGUUCAACGGCAGCGAGCGUGUCUCAGGAAAAGAGCACUUUGGUGCCCAUUGUGAUCGUGGUGAGCACGGCCAUCUUGCUGAUGCUGUUGGUGGUCGGAGUGCUCUUCUGCGUGUACAGGCACUAUAAGCGCAAACACAGCAUGGUGCAGAGACACACCAAGAGGAUCAUCAUUAUGAAACCUAACGAUUUGUACUAUCACAGUAAAGACCCAGAUGCCAUAGCGCCUCUGAUGGUGCCUCACGUGCGUAUGGUGGAGGAGCCUUACUCCAGUGGCAGCCGUGGGGGUAGGCGGAGGCGACUUUCCUCCGACACCACGGAGCUCUCCGAGUACAACAUGCCUCUGGACGCCAAGUGGGAGUUUCCCAGGGAAAGACUAACACUGGGCACACGCUUGGGUGAGGGUGCCUUUGGUCUAGUGGUCAAGGGUGAGGCUACUGGCAUCUUGAGCAACAGCACGAGUUCGGUGACCGUGGCUGUCAAAAUGCUCAAGAAGGACGCCACAGACAGAGAAAUGAUGGACCUCAUCCGUGAAAUGGAGACGAUGAAACUCAUCGGCAAAAACAAAAAUAUCAUCAAUCUCUUAGGCUGCUGCACCCAACGAGGACCCCUCUAUGUUAUUGUGGAGUUUGCCCCUCAUGGAAAUCUCCGAGAUUUUCUGAAAAAGCACCGACCUCCCAAUCCCAGUUGCCCGCCAUCUUCAACGGAGUACGAGCAGCCCAUAUUGUCUGGUGAUGGAGAGCUCAAGGCCCUGACCCAGAAAGACUUGAUAUCUUUCGCCUUUCAAGUAGCCAGGGGCAUGGAGUAUCUGGCAUCCAAGAAGUGCAUCCACCGAGAUCUGGCUGCAAGAAAUGUCUUGGUGGCAGAGGACUAUGUCCUCAAAUUGGCUGACUUCGGUUUGACGAGGAAUCUUCAGCAAUUUGAUUAUUACAGAAAAACCACUGAUGGACGAUUACCAGUGAAAUGGAUGGCACCAGAGGCGUUAUUUGACCGAAAGUAUACAUCCAAGAGUGACGUCUGGUCAUAUGGAGUUCUCUUAUGGGAGAUCUUCACUUUGGGAGGCAACCCUUACCCUUCUGUGCCAGUGGAAGCACUCUUUGGUCUUCUCAAGGAAGGACAUCGGAUGAAGAGGCCACCCUAUGCCUCCACAAAAAUGUAUGGCAUAAUGGAAAACUGCUGGCAAGAAGAUCCGGGCAAACGUUCUUGCUUCAAAACCUUGGUUCAAGAACUGGACAGCAUGCUAACGUCAUCAUUAAAUGAUGAGGCAUAUCUCCACUUGGAACCGUUUGAAAGCCCAAUGAGCACGUCCGACUCCCAGUAUUCCUCGAUGAGCCACAGCAGCACCAGCAGUGCCCCAAGCUGUGGUCAGAGCUCCGGGGAUAACUCUGUCAUUGAGUGACCUCCCAGACCAGCACAUUGACACACGGACAAUCCCACCACCACACAGACUUAGGGCUGCCCUCAAGUGUUGCUGCAGGAAAUUCAUGAGGAGAUUCAGUUUCGUGUUACUGGUAAUGGAAUGAGUGCUGAGUGCAUUUGUCUCAGGACAGUCUCUCCAAACUACAUGAUUUCAAAGUGGAUAAAACUAGGGUCAUGUGUGCGUCCGGCUUCAGGACAGAAGUCGUUGACAUAAGCACCCGCAGACAGAAUGCUGAGAAGGACAGUUUCAACUCUGAACUGGAAUGAGGAAAUUAUUCUCCAGCUGCCCAUUUAUUUCUUCACGAAUUAUGAUAAUGGGACAGAACAAGAUGUGUUUCACUUUCCUCUAUGAAUAUCUUGAGCUCCAGACCACAGGUUCUCAUGAUAAGAGCAGAAAUUUUCUUUUUCCUAAGUUUGUCUGCUUUCUGUUCAGUAUUUCUUGGGCUUCUUUUACUUAAUUCUGAAUCGCACUGUUCUUUGUUCUGAAACACACUGCUUGCAUAAAAGAGAGUAGCAGUUUGUAAGUAUUAUCAGUAUUACUUCGUUUCAACUUCUUUCCUAUCUCAUGUCUGAGGACUGCCAAUUUAGAAUGUCAGUGCAGUAAAGUUGUAAUGGAACGACACAGAAAGCACAGAUCUCGGUGCAGCAUCGAUAAAUAUCCGACAUUUUCUUCAAGAGUAUGGAAAUAUAGACAGUGUAUAUAUUUAUAGAUCUGUCUACCUGUGUACAGUUCCUUGUGAUUUCCAGCAUCUGUAGAAAUCCAAAAAUCUCUUCACAUCGGUGACUUGAAAUCCAACACUUUGAACUUUACAAUAUUUUACGUGAAGUUUUUGGGUCUCUGAGGACAAUGAGAAAAAAAUGAAAUCACAGAUGAUUGGUCUUUAUUUGGAAGAGGCUUCAGGCAAGAAAUGUCAUAUCGAACAGUGGACUUUGCUGGGGCCUGAACUGAGCUGUUGUCUUAUACUUAUUGUAUCAAGCACUUUUGAGACUCAUCUGUCUUUUGAGAUUGUUCAAAAUCAUUAGUGACAGACUAUGUCUACCUUGGGUAGUGACAAUGUUUGUAUGAGUCUUUUGUACAACUCUGUAGAAUAAGGAGCUCUUCCAAAUAUAGUGCAGUGUUCUUUCUAAAGGUGAGAAAACUUUGUACUGGGUUUUGUGUGUGGCAAGACUACUUGAAAAGACCAUAUCGGCCACCUGUGGGCAUAAUUUUACAGUGUUCUGUAUGACUAAAGGUUCAUGGAAUCAGUGUAUACAAAACGCUAUGGGAACUUUCAGAAAAGGUUUGCUGCAAAUACAAACUCAUCAAAAUCUGGAUUAAAACCUUUCUCUGCGAUGAGACUAAACUUUGCAGGGAGAAAAACCUAGACAGUCUGGUGACAUUACCGCUGCUGGAGGAAUCACAAAAACUCCUGUUUUCGAUAAACCCACAAGCUAGCGCUUGUUUAGCUCAGGUAGUGCAUACAGACUUUUGCACACUGGACACGCAUCGGUGUGGGCCAGAGAGGAGAGAGAGGCAACAAGUGAAGGAAUCACUGGACCUGAAAACAAUCACAAGGGCAAAAGUUACAUACUACUAAUGUUUUGUAUCAGUUUGUGUAUAAAUAGUACUGUUUGUAUUUGAUCCAAGUGGCAUAUAUACUUUGUUAUGUGAAAUAUUUAUUUGAACAGGCCGUUAUCAUCCUCCCUUCAUUCAACAUUUGUGAUUGGUGGCACAGCACAAUAUUUAUGACUGUCUUGUAUCAGGAUGAUGUUUCACCAGUCCCUUUGGUUUGUUUUGCUAACAUUGUUCAUGUUACUGUUGAAUCUGCAUGUCGUUGGGAUUGUGCUCCGACAGAACUGCUCUGAUGACAACUUCAACAAGCCGUGUGUUCAAGACUUUCAGGGCUAUCUCUCACAUUAGUCAGCUGUCUCCCAUCUCAUACUACUUUUUUCAUCAGUACACUAACUUGUAAUUCAUUUUCAUACACAUUUCGAACAACAUAUUAAUCUUUAAUCGUAUAUCAGACUAUAUAAGACAUAACAGAUGUUGACUAUUUUGUACGAUUUCAUUUUGUGUGCAUUGUCAACCUUAACAGAAAAAUCGAUCAUGUAAAUGGCUCCAGUAAGUAAUACUUUGAGGGGUGCUAUGCAAACCAUUGGGUUAAAUAAAUGUCUGAAAAAUUUUCUUCCUGGUUACGUCUUUUCUACGUUGCCCCGUGAAGAAACUACCAGAAUGCAUUCAGAGGAAUUUCUUUAUGGCUUAAAUGUACUUCUUCACCAAAUUUCAGGUCUGUUGACCAUAGAUUGGGCUGUUAUUGUUUUUGGGGUGAUGUCAGUCUAAGUGGUGACAAUCUUGAAUAGAUUGAAUGCAUUAUAUCUCAUAGGAUAGUGACUUGUAUCAAUGAAAUCACAAGAUCAAGCCAUUAAACAUUAUAAGAAGUACUUUCUUAAGUAGUGACCCCUCAACUUUGAGUCAACAAGCAUUUUUUAUUCAAAGAGCAAAAUACAAAUUCAAAAUUACCACAUGUAUUGAAACUACACACAUGCCUUGUAGAAACUGUAUACAUUUCACAAUAGGGCGCUAUACAGGCAACACAACUGUCUUGUAUUAUAUCUUUAUACACUUAGUUCAUUUCAGAGCAAUUUUUUGGUAAUCACUCUGUGCUGUUUAUUGCUGAUUCUAGACAUUGUUUAUCAAAAAUGUACACUCAUGAUCACCAGUUCAUGUCAUAUGAUGAGUGGGACCUUAUUGUGGGCAUAAUCACAAGUUGAUGCUGGUUAUUACAUUUUAGAACGUUGAGUUGGAAUUGUUUUUGUGUAAAGAUCAUGGUGGUUUUUUGUUUUUGUUUACACAUUGGUGUCAUUAUGGAUAGAGUUGAUGGCUCUUGAGAGCAGAAAACAUAAAUUUUCUCCUCGUCAGCAAUCAGCAAUUAUUUCUCUGUUGCUUCACUCAUUAGAAACAGGAUACCUCAAAAAGGAAAGUCAAAUUGUUUUGCAAAUAAAUGGUAAAAAGCUUUUGAUCAUGUUUUGGAAGUUAAAGUGGGAUCAUGUAUAAUAUGUGCUAGUACAUGUUUGUCACUUUGUGUCUUUGCACUCAUUUCAUCAGAUUUGUUUUCACUGUUGGAAUGUGUGGACAUUUGUACAUAAAAAGGAAGGUUCAACGCUGUGUACUUGUGUGCAGAUAUGUAAGUGUGUACUUCUGUGUAUGAGAGAGAAAUAGAUAUAAGGAAGAGGGAAAGGAAGAAAUGAGAGAAAGGAAAAUUAUGUUGAGGGAGCCAAAGUGUACUAAAGAAUUGCCAGCAUAAUUGGCAACUACUUAUGCCAGUAUAUAUGUGAGUUACUGUAUGCUAAAUUUUGUAUCAUAAUUGCUGUUGAUUUUAAAGAAAUUGUAUUAAUUUGUCUUAGAGUUUCAUCAGACAUUUCAUGACCUGAUUUUUAUUCCCAUUGAUAGGGACAGCUUUUUUAAAUGGCCAUACUUCUUAUGAAUACUUAAUCUUAUGCACUGUUCCUUCAUGCUCCUACUCUUGAUCUUUCCCUAAGGAAGGGUUUUAAUUUUGGAAAUUAGAGAUGGGACAGUUGGGAUUCUGUAUUCUGACAGUUUGUGAAACAGGUGAAUAGUAGAAGUAAAAUGUACUUUGUCACCAUACACUUUUCCUCUAUUUUUCAACAUUUGCUCUUCAAACAUUAAGUAUCAUAAGUAUAAUAGUUCAAAGAUAAUAAAAGUUAGACUCUGAAGAUGCCCUUUGUUAAUUUUAUUUUUUUUUAGUUCGAAAUCAAGAUGAAAUAAAAACUAAUUUCUGAGUAACAAAUGAAAGAGGUGCAAGGAACUCUUCUCCCCAAGUUCUUCCCCUCCCACUUACUUUCUGGAUUUAGUUAAAUAAAACUUUAUAAAGACUAACGCACAAAUACAGCACAUUCUCUUGGGUUUAUCAAGAGUGUGGGUUCAUGAAGAUGGAUGUAAAUGAACAGCAAUCCUAAAGUUAUUGACUAUUAUAAUGCUGCGCAGAAAAUUGUCUUUUCUUUUGGUCUGGAGCAUAAGUCUGGUGAAACUCGCUCUAAAUUAUGGUUUUACACAUCUGAAUAAUAUCUUUUGCUGAUAGUAAUUUUCGGAUAGAACUUCAGAGAUUCAGAGAACUAAAUUACUUUCAAACAUUUGAGAAUUUUGUUUGUUCAUGAAAAAGCUACUGAAGAAGAUUUUGGAAAAAGAAUUGUGGGAUCUUUAGUCUUUUUAAAAGAUAGGUUUAAUAUAAUAUUGGGGUUUUCUGUGGAGAAUCUUUUAGAGGCGGUGGAAUAGAGAUACAAAUGCCGUUACGAUUUUGGCUUCUCAUAUAAAUAAGAAAGCCCAGCAAGUUGUACUCGUGUUGUUAUUAUUGAUACAGUUUGGGAAAGUGGUCUGCCGUUAACAUUGUGAGUGAGGCUUGUUUGUGUGAACUUUGUUGUCCUUUGCUUUUGUUUUCACUUUCAUGUUUGAGCAGAUGACAUUUUCUGUGGCACAUAGGCCUACUGCAGCCAAGUAUGGGAUGAAACUCCUGAUUCUUCCCUUUGUUGAGUGCUUUGCAUUUAUUAGAAAUCUCCCGGAGUAACUCUCAUGUUGAUCACUGCCAUGAAGCUUAUUGCUCUGUUUGCCUCAAGCAAAUUCAGCAUUGUUUAGGCUGCCUUGUUGUAAACAGUUUUUACUUGUGUUGACAUUGUGUUGUUCAUUUUUUACCUAGAACAGCAAUUCUCACUCAGCCCCUUAGUGGUCCCCAGCCUUUUAAAAAAAAGAAAGAAAACAAUUGUUUUGUUUUUAAACUUGAAGAUAUUUAUUGUUAUUUUAUUGAAAGUCAUGACACUGCCUGCAUAUGAUGUUGUCACAGAUGUAUUUCUGUUUUGUGCAUUUUUACAUGAUCUGGUUACAGACCUGUAUUUGUUUUGCGAAUUUUCACACAUUGUUCUUAGUUGUGUUCCAUGGACGGACGUUUUAUGAGUUCUUUUACAUUGUCCUUUAGACAGCUUUUUGUUCAGAUCAAAGUUGAGUUAGCAUGCACCUAACUUUUUCAGCUGAGUCUAGGUUUUAUCUCAGAGAAAGAUUUUCUUUCAGUAUCCUUUUAGCAUUUUUAGUUCAAAGUUAUGGUCUUCACCAUAUUUUUUUUUUUACUCAUUUGGUUGUCUAGUUAAAUGUUCUAGUAAAGGACAAGAUAGACCUGCAUUUUUUGUAGAUAUUUAAUGAAACAUUUUCAUAAUUUUGCUAAAUGUUAACCAUGAAUGUUUCAUUUUAUGUCCUCCAUUCUCUCUUUUUUUUUUCUUUCUUGCAAUAUGAACAUUCUGGUUGGGAAAAUAAAAAUGUAGCUUCUGACAAGGCAGGUAAAUAGACACUAGGCAUGUACACAGGGGGGCAUCUCAUUGAGUCUAUGAACAUGAAGACUUUUGUGACUGAUGUGAAAGCCAAAUAUGCUCUAAGUUCAAAAUUUGAAGAUUUGAUAUCAAGCUUUGAUAUCAAGAUUUGAUCUAUAUAAUGUGAAUGACCUAGUUAUAAAUCUGUAGUUACUUACCUCAUUUGUUCCCUUAGCACAACAUUUUUUGGAUGCACAAGAUCAAGUUUUUUUCACCUAUAUGUUUUAUGCAGCAGCGGUUUAUAAACAUGCUAUAUUUACAUAAUUCUCUCCAGCUGCACUGCUCUAAAGGUGCUGCCAGAGUCAAGCAUUUUGGUCACAUACAACUCGAUUUGUUGAAAAGAUGUUUCCAAUUAAAGUACUGUCUUAUGACAUAAAUAAGCCCGCUGAAAAAUGCUAAACUUGAGAUUCUAUAGAAACUUAAAAUAAAACUUGAGUUGGCCGCAUAAUCCUUACAAGUUGUGCGAUUCUGCUGGUCAGGCUGGCUGGUGUAUGUGAUGUGUACCUGGGUGUUUGCUGCAAUGUAGACAGAUGUGUCUGUGAAGUUUGCUAGGGCUGUUUGUUUCUGAAUAUUCUUUUGAAUCUUGUGGGUGGAUGCUACUAGACCUGUUCAUAACCCCAGCCAUAGGUUUCAAGUUUUUACAAGUCAGCAGUGUGCAUUUCUGAUGUUGUUCAUAAUUGAUAGAAAAAGAGAAUAUUAUUGCCUCAACAAAUGUCUGCCUUCAUCAAGCAGAAUUUUUUUUAAUCAACUUUUUUUGUUCAGUUUUGUUUUUCAUUUAUUUUAUUACCGUGUCAGAAUCACAUUUGCAUUACUUUUGCAUUAAGUUGUGUACAUUAUAGCUGUGAUUGUAUGCACCA